Messenger RNA from Aspergillus ibericus CBS 121593, 786 nucleotides. RefSeq lists its product as uncharacterized. The transcript is spliced from 3 exons. The coding region runs from base 1 to 786 and encodes 261 amino acids. The record is from RefSeq and is a predicted model, not a curated record. Lineage: Eukaryota; Fungi; Ascomycota; Eurotiomycetes; Eurotiales; Aspergillaceae.
AUGGAUUACGCCGAAGACUCAGCCGACGAAGACUGUGCUGAAAUACAGCACCGGAAUGUUCCCGACCUGCAAUAUCCGAGCAAAGAAGAACUUAUGGAUGCAGCAUCUGUGGUAAUUAGAUCCUUGCAACAGUUAGAUUGGCGAGAGAUCGGUGAGACGCCUCCCAACCUGGCAAUUACCGGAGGACUUGCAGUCAUGCAUUAUUGUCCCGAUCGUCUGCCUUCCAUUGCACACAACGGACGGGAAGAUAUUGACAUCGUGCUGUCAAAUACUCAAGGGGGACGAAUAAGAUUGGCCCUGCAAUAUGAAUUUCCGGAGGAAUUUGUAAACCAAGAGAUCGACCUGUUUGUAGUUACACCUCGCGGCAAGGUCAAAGUAGAUUUCAAGUGGGAAGUCUAUAUGGAGUCUGCAAGUUUAAGCACGGUACCUCUGCACGAGAUCAGUCCUGAGGAUCCGCCUUUCAUGAAUCCGCAAACUCUCACUGUGUCCAAAUUACUAUCCCUUAGCGGACAUGUAGUUGCGAGAUAUGUUCUAUUUGAGAGGCCCUGGAAUCAUGGGAUAGAUGCCCUUAGGCUGGUACGGCGAUUCGAUCGGAGCACAUUGACGUUGGCUAAAUUCCAGGCGAUGCAUAUCUACAAGGAGAAAGAUAAACUGGAGCGCUACACUACCAUGCCAUAUAAACAGUGGGCGAAAAUGAUGGAAGUCGAGUUACGCGUUAGCAUUUCACGUCUGACAAAAGAGCGCUCGACACAAGGGAAACCUUUUAAGUUGUUGGACUAUGUGUGA